UAGCUCGCCAGUAUAAAUACAAGCAUAAGUGACAGCUGAAUUAAAACACUGGAGAAAAACGCAACUGACUUCUCUGCAAUGUCAGCAAACAUCGGCAUGUCUGGGACACUUGGAGGAUAUGGAGAAACCACGGAUGCAACUGAGGAAACUCAGAUGUUAUGUGAUCAGGUGAAGACUGCAGUGGAAGAGAAAACAGGAAAAUGUGUUGAUGAAUUUAAAGCUACUAAAUACAGGUCGCAGGUUGUACACGGAAUCAACUUCCUUAUCAAAGUUCAUGUUGGAGGAGAGAACUACAUCCAUCUGCAUGUGUUCAGAGCUCUUCUAUGUGAUGGAGGAUUGAUUCAGUUGGUUGCUGUAGAACAGCACAAAACCAAGGAUGACCCUCUUGAACCUUUUUAGUCACAACAGUAUCAACAGCAGAGUCUUAUUUCAAAAUGUUUUGCUAUUUUAUUCUAAAAUGAUUCUGUGAAACUCUUUUUUAUGGUGACAUUUGGCUGUAAAACAACCAGAAAUGAAAGUUUGAUUUCUGUGUACUAAAAUAAAUUGCUACAAAUAAAA
Molecule: messenger RNA, 558 nt
Organism: Melanotaenia boesemani (Boeseman's rainbowfish)
Lineage: Eukaryota; Metazoa; Chordata; Actinopteri; Atheriniformes; Melanotaeniidae
Product: cystatin-B-like
Exons: 3
Coding region: 79-399 (106 amino acids)
Cellular component (GO): cytosol
Molecular function (GO): cysteine-type endopeptidase inhibitor activity
Source: RefSeq, a predicted model, not a curated record